This is a messenger RNA of Mugil cephalus (flathead mullet), 919 nucleotides long. Its product is annotated as epigen-like. The record is from RefSeq and is a predicted model, not a curated record. The transcript has 5 exons. NCBI's taxonomy places the organism in Eukaryota, Metazoa, Chordata, Actinopteri, Mugiliformes, Mugilidae. The coding region runs from base 124 to 603 and encodes 159 amino acids. Gene Ontology annotation, biological process: epidermal growth factor receptor signaling pathway; positive regulation of mitotic nuclear division; positive regulation of cell population proliferation.
GAAGCCUUCGGCUCAUUGAUUGGCUGUGAAGAUCAGGAGCACGGUAUAUAAGCUCAGCAGAUACCUGUUGCUGGUUAUGCUGGAAAAGGAGCGGAGCUGCUUCACCUUUACUAGAAAGACACGAUGACGACACAAACACAGACAUACCUGGAGAAAGCCUUCCUCUCGUCGGUGGCGGUGCUGCUUCUCCUGGCCACGGUUGGACAAUCUGCAGAAGUGACGACUGAGCUCCAAGCCACAGCGACGCCUCCUCCAACAGUAUCACCCAUGAACAACACCACGGAGCAACCUCGAGUCCUGCAUUUGCACAAACCCUGCGGGAGCGAACACGAAACGUUCUGCGCCAACGGGGGCACGUGCGUGUACCCCCAAGACAACGAGAAACCAUUUUGCAUCUGCACGUCUUCGUUCGUCGGGCCUCGCUGCAUGCUCACCAGCGAACAAACCAUGGUCCUGCCCGAGUUCGAGAAAAUGAUCGCCGUCAUCUUGGCUGUGGUCAUGCUGCUCCUGAUCCUGGCCAUUGUGAUUUACUGCCUGGCCUAUAGAAGGUGUGUAAAAUCGGCGCCGCUAAUAAAAUCUGCACCGUCUGAGAUCUCAGUGUGACCUCCGCAAAGCUUCCUCCUCGUCACCACCUUCCUCCCUCCCGUUGCCACGGUUUCAGCCUCGUCACCACUGGAAAAUAACAUAAACCAUGAUAUUCCAUCUCACUGAACUGUCUAAUUCACUAAUCGCUGAUCGAAAAGGCAGCAGAGACGAUUGAACUUUUCAAGUGAUGUGCAUAUAAAAAAAAAAAAAAAAAUACAACUUUGCCGUGGACAGAGGACAUCUGAGUCGAGGAAACUCUGUUAGACCUGGUGGUUGUGUUAAAAAGGCUCAAAUGUCAACCAAGUUUUCAUCCCUUUAAGAAUAUGAGUGCAUA